GCCUAGAGGAGAAAGGAACAUUUCUAAAACCCUUCACCUCAAACUCUCACUCUCAUUCUCACUCUUAGGUUUUCAGAACUGCGAUCAUGGCGGGAGUUAGGAUUUUCGGUGCAUACGCUGCCAGAGCUCUCAUGGCGGCGGCGUCCACGGCGAAAGGCGCGGUCAAGAAGGAAGUCGCGCGCGCCCCGCCCAAGAAGCCUGCUACUGCUGCUCCCAGUAAAACCAAGAGCAGCACUAGCGGCAUUCAGAAGGUGGUUCCCGUCUCUUCCGAGCUCGGAAAGUUUCUCGGUUCGCCGGAAGUCUCCAGAACCGACGCUGUCAAGAGAGUCUGGGAGUACAUCAAGCUGCAGAAUCUCCAGAAUCCUACAAAUAAGAAGGAAAUCUUUUGUGAUGACAAACUGAAGACCAUCUUUGAAGGGAAAGAUAAAGUGGGAUUCACAGAGAUUGCCAGAUUGCUGUCUAACCAUUUUGUGAAAUCAGUCUAAUUGGAUUCUUCUCGAUGGUAACUCGUAAUAGUACAUUAAGUAGGGCUUUGUUAUCUUAAGUACAUGCUAUGUCACGGGCUGCUAAAGAAACUUGGAAAUUUGUAAGAUCUGACUUGAAUUUGGGAUUGAAAGUGGUGUCAUUUUGUCACUGUUUGAUUUCACAUUGUUAGGAUGACAUAUAUAUUAGUAUUUCCAAGUCAUAUAUGUGCGUUCACCACUUCAUUUCAAAUCUACAUGGUUAUAAUUAUAAGAUACUAUCUGCUUGGUAUGACAA
This is a messenger RNA of Lotus japonicus, 759 nucleotides long. RefSeq names its product protein TRI1-like. Lineage: Eukaryota; Viridiplantae; Streptophyta; Magnoliopsida; Fabales; Fabaceae. The record is from RefSeq and is a predicted model, not a curated record. The transcript has 2 exons. Gene Ontology annotation, cellular component: nucleus. The coding region runs from base 87 to 485 and encodes 132 amino acids.